UGUAUAUAUAUAUAUAUAUAUAUAUAUAUGAAGGAAGGGGAACAUCCGAACAUCAUGAACAACAUAUAUACUCAAGAGUCAAGCAAUGCACCACUAGCUUGAUAUAUUUCUAGUCAAUUAUAGCUAGUGAUAUCAUCAUAUAUGGCAUCAAUGGUGAUUAAUGAAUUGAAACAACUUUCCACCAUAGCUUUCCCCAUGAUCCUCACUAACCUCCUCCUCUACGGCCGCUCCGCCAUCUCCAUGCUCUUCAUGGGCCAACUCGGCAAGCUAGCCCUUGCCGGCGGCUCCCUCUCUAUCGGCUUCGCCAACAUCACCGGCUUCUCCAUCCUCUCCGGCCUCUCUUCCGGUCUAGAACCCAUUUCCUCUCAAGCUUACGGUGCUCGCCGCUGGCAUCUUCUUGGCCUUGCUUUCCAACGCACCGUCUCCAUCCUCACCGCUGCCACUCUCACCAUCUCUCUCCUUUGGUUCCAUUCCGGCUACAUCCUCCGUCUCUGCGGCCAAGACCCGGCCAUCGCUGCAGUCUCCUCCUCCUACUUACUCUUCUCCAUCCCCGUCCUCUUUCUCCAAUCCUUCAUCACUCCUAUGAAGAUCUAUCUCCGUACUCAGAACAUCACCGCACCACUCACCAUCGCCGCCGCCCUCGCCCUCGCCCUCCACGCACCCAUAAACUUCAUCCUCGUUCACCAUCUCCGUCUCGGCGUGCGCGGUGUGGCUCUCGCCACUUUCUUCUCCGACGCCAACUUCCUCAUCUUCAUCAUCAUCUACCUCGCCAUCACUGGUUUACACCGGAAGACAUGGCCAGGUUGGUCUCUCUCCCAAUCCUUUACCGAAUGGCGUCCCAUCCUCAAACUCGCCGUCCCGAGUUGCAUCUCCGUCUGUUUAGAAUGGUGGUGGUACGAGCUCAUGAUAGUCUUCUCCGGCCUUCUCUCCAACGCACCGGACGCGGUGGCCGCCAUGGGAAUUCUCAUCCAAACAACAUCUCUGGUUUACAUCUUCCCAUCUGCUCUCAGUCUCGCUGUCUCAACACGAGUAGGCAACGAGCUCGGCGCCGGUCGGCCAGACAGGGCGAGAGCCGCAACAAGGGUGGCGUUGUUACUCGCCGUGGCAACCGGCGCCGCAGCAGCUGGUUUCACUGUGUCAGCAAGGCAUACUUGGGGACGAGCAUUCACCGGAGAUAAUGCAGUUGUAGCACUGACAGCGGCAGCGUUGCCAGUGCUGGGACUGUGUGAGCUUGGCAACUGUCCUCAGACCACCGGUUGUGGUGCCCUGCGUGGCAGUGCACGGCCGGUAUUAGGAGCUAACAUAAACCUUGGAGCAUUCUACGGCGUGGGGAUGCCGGUGGCGAUGGUGCUGGGGUUUGUGAUGGACAUGGGGCUCGUAGGAAUGUGGAUGGGACUGGUGGCUGCACAAGGGACGUGCGCUUUCCUCAUGUCUUAUGUGUUAAUGAGAACUGAUUGGUGUUUGGAAGCAAAGAGAGCAAGAGAACUCAUCUCCUCAGAGAAUUGUGCUUGUGUUAUUGGAGAAGAUGAUGAUGAUAAUGAUGAUGAUGAUGAUGAUGAUGAUGACAGUUGUAGUAGUAUUAGUAGUAGUGGGAGUAGUGGUAGUAGUAGGACAAGUAGUUCAUCAGUACUUACAGAUAAAGGAAGGGAAGCAAGAGAGGAGACAGAGGCACUGAUUUCAGUGAAGAUUUUGGAGUAGGGAAGAAAGAAGGUAGGGGAGGUACUUCAUGAUGUGAUAUAAUUUUUUUUGGGUUUUUA
Dioscorea cayenensis subsp. rotundata (Guinea yam) is the source of this 1757-nucleotide messenger RNA. Its product is annotated as protein DETOXIFICATION 49-like. Gene Ontology annotation, biological process: xenobiotic detoxification by transmembrane export across the plasma membrane. The record is from RefSeq and is a predicted model, not a curated record. Gene Ontology annotation, molecular function: xenobiotic transmembrane transporter activity; antiporter activity. Gene Ontology annotation, cellular component: membrane. Lineage: Eukaryota; Viridiplantae; Streptophyta; Magnoliopsida; Dioscoreales; Dioscoreaceae.